This is a messenger RNA of Histoplasma mississippiense, 1569 nucleotides long. RefSeq lists its product as hypothetical. Bases 1 to 1569 code for a protein of 522 amino acids. Gene Ontology annotation, biological process: positive regulation of transcription by RNA polymerase II. Gene Ontology annotation, molecular function: DNA-binding transcription factor activity; protein dimerization activity. The transcript has 5 exons. Gene Ontology annotation, cellular component: RNA polymerase II transcription regulator complex. Lineage: Eukaryota; Fungi; Ascomycota; Eurotiomycetes; Onygenales; Ajellomycetaceae. The record is from RefSeq and is a predicted model, not a curated record.
AUGGACGUCUCGUUGCGCGUCGUCCCAUGGGAGAACCGAGGACCGGCCCAGCAGACUCCCCAGCCGCAUACUGCUGGCGCUGGCGCUGCUCAUCAGCAGGUUCAGAAACUGCCUUCUAUCUCGACGCUUACCGCCAGUAUGUCUCUCGGUAAUUUUACCAAUGCUGUUGUUGUGGCACAGGCGUCCUUGAACACCGUCGAGCGUGACUCUGGCAAUUGGUCCAUGCCACAGAGCGCCCGCUCCUCCACAUACUCAAACACGACCAAUGGCACCAAUGGCACCAAUGGCUACGCCCAGUAUCCUUACAUCACCUCCUCCCAACACUCCCCAAAGCAUCGCCAGUCUCAACAGCAGCAGCAGCAGCAGCAGCCCUCAAACGAUCCACAGCCGCAGACUCCCUCCUCUGCUACGCCCACCUCCCAACAACACUCCCCAAGCUACUCCAUCCACCAGCAAAACGCUUUACUACCUUCCAUCAACCAAAAUUUCGACGGCGGCUCGGCCCAGUGGUCCAAUGCUAAUUUCUCAGAGUCCCGUCGCAGCAGCAUUGAUAGUCGAAUGAACCAAGGCAUUGGUUCCUUAGCCAUAAACCAAGCCUCCCCCUACCACAGCACGAAUGCCUCUCAAUCGUCGAUUGUCUCCGGCCUGCAGCGCGAUCGUGGCAUUUCCGGUGAAUAUUCAACCCUGGCUGGCCAAAGGGGCCCUCGCUACAGCGGCGACCAACGCCAUCCACUCUCCCCUCUCGGCCCCAGGACGAGCGGCCAGGGUCAACACCGUUCCUUUCCCGUGCGCAGGACCGCGCCCGCCAUUUCCAAGAAUCCACACGCCGAGAUUUACAAUGCGGAAUCACCCACGGCCGGCCAGGCUUACGCCUUUCCGGACCCUGACGUUGCUCGCUCAUCAGACAAGGAAAAGCAAUCGUGCGCAACCCUCCAACUGCCACAUGGCCAACAAGAACUACCGCAGAAUGUCCAUCAUCAUUCCCUGCAGCAGAAACAGGUUAGAGACUUAAUGGGCGAUCCAGAGUCACCGAACGGCGCUACCCCGUAUAGCAGAACCCCAGAAUUGCGCGUUACCCACAAGCUAGCAGAGCGCAAAAGACGAAGUGAGAUGAAAGACUGCUUUGAACUUUUACGUUCGCGCCUCCCUUCAAGCCAGAGUAGCAAGUCCAGUAAAUGGGAGACCCUGACUCGAGAAAAAACAGUCCAACAAACCCGUCACGAAGCCGUCACCUUGAAGGCUGAAGUCACCGAACUGCGCCAACAGCUUAACGAGCAGCUCCACCGUCAAGCAGCUACAAACGGCCACCACCACCACCACUCCCAGGCUGCCUACGAUCGUGGCACGCCGCAGCAAGGUGCUCCCUCACUCCAACAACAAACCAACGGCGCACACCCCCACCCACACUCACAAAAUCAUAUGUAUGCCAACGGGCACGGGAGUCCCUAUUCCCCGCCCGGCGCCCAGCAACCCCAACACCCCUCUGUUGACCCAGCGAGGACGCUACCGCCCCUGAUGAACGGCUCGCUGGCGAUGCAGGAUGUACAGUAUACCGAGGAGCGUCGAUGA